GCGGCGCCGGGGCGCAGCGCAAACAUGGCGGCGGCUGGCUCGGGCCGGUGAGGCGGUACCGGGCGGAGGCUGUCGGGUGUCAUGGGCGGUGGCGGCAGCACCGCCCCCGCGUCUCCCUGAGCGGGACGGCAGGGGGGCCUCUGCGCUGGGCCGGGCGAUGGACGAGAGCGGCGAGCUGGUCGGUAUGGAGACCAUGGAGACCCUCACCGAGCUGGGCGACGAGCUGACCCUGGGGGACAUCGACGAGAUGCUACAGUUUGUCAGUAAUCAAGUGGGAGAGUUCCCAGACUUGUUUUCAGAGCAGCUGUGUAGCUCCUUUCCCGGCAGUAGUGGCAGCGGUGGUGGCGGUGGCAGCAGCGGCAGCAGCAAUGGCAGAGGCAGCAGUGGCACGGCAGCCGUGGACCCCUUGAUGCAGCGGUCAUUCAGCCAGGUCCCAUUACCUUCAUUCUCUUCCUCAGCUGCUUCCCCCCAGGCUCCAGCCCUGCAGGUCAAGGUCCCUGCCACCUCAGUUCCUACCCCACCGAGGGCAACUCCUAUCCUUCAGCCCCGCCCCCAGCCCCAGCCUCAACCUCCAGCUCAGCUGCAGCAACAGACAGUAAUGAUCACCCCGACAUUCAGCACCGCUCCUCAGACAAGGAUCAUCCAGCAGCCUUUAAUAUACCAGAAUGCAGCUACCAGCUUUCAAGUCCUUCAGCCUCAAGUCCAAAGCCUGGUGACAUCCUCCCAGGUACAGCCAGUCACCAUCCAGCAGCAGGUACAGACGGUACAGGCCCAGCGGGUGCUGACACAAACGGCCAAUGGCACACUGCAGACCCUUGCCCCAGCCACGGUGCAGACGGUUGCCGCGCCCCAGGUGCAGCAGGUCCCGGUUCUAGUCCAACCCCAGAUCAUCAAGACAGAUUCCCUUGUUUUGACCACACUGAAGACAGAUGGCAGCCCUGUCAUGGCUGCAGUCCAGAACCCAGCCCUUACUGCCCUCACCACCCCUAUCCAGACGGCCGCCCUUCAAGUACCAACCCUGGUGGGCAGCAACGGGACCAUUCUGACCACAAUGCCCGUGAUGAUGGGGCAAGAGAAAGUGCCCAUUAAGCAGGUACCUGGGGGAGUCAAGCAGCUUGAGCCCCCCAAAGAAGGAGAAAGGCGGACAACACACAAUAUCAUUGAGAAACGAUACCGUUCCUCCAUCAAUGACAAAAUCAUUGAAUUAAAAGACCUGGUCAUGGGGACAGAUGCCAAGAUGCACAAGUCUGGCGUUCUGAGGAAAGCCAUUGACUACAUCAAAUACUUGCAGCAAGUCAAUCACAAACUGCGCCAGGAGAACAUGGUGCUGAAGCUGGCAAAUCAGAAAAACAAGCUCCUGAAAGGCAUCGACCUAGGCAGUCUGGUGGACAAUGAGGUGGACCUGAAGAUUGAGGAUUUUAAUCAGAAUGUCCUUCUGAUGUCCCCCCCGGCCUCUGACUCAGGGUCCCAGGCUGGCUUCUCCCCGUACUCCAUUGACUCUGAGCCAGGAAGCCCUCUGUUGGAUGAUGCAAAGGUCAAAGAUGAGCCGGACUCUCCUCCCGUAGCGCUGGGCAUGGUGGACCGCUCUCGAAUUCUGCUGUGUGUCCUCACCUUCCUGUGCCUCUCCUUUAACCCCCUGACUUCCCUGCUGCAAUGGGGAGGGUCCCACGACUCCGACCAGCACGCAUACUCAGGCUCUGGCCGCAGUGUACUGUCAUUCGAGUCAGGUUCUGGGGGCUGGUUUGACUGGAUGGUGCCGACUCUGCUCUUAUGGCUGGUGAACAGCGUGAUUGUCCUGAGCGUCUUCGUGAAGCUGCUGGUCCACGGGGAGCCGGUGAUCCGGCUGCACUCGCGCUCCUCCGUCACCUUCUGGAGACACCGGAAGCAGGCAGACCUGGACCUCGCCAGGGGAGAUUUUGCAGCUGCUGCUGCCAACCUACAAACCUGCCUGUCAGUUCUGGGCCGGGCCCUGCCCACCUCCCGCCUGGACCUGGCCUGCAGCCUCUCCUGGAACGUGAUCCGCUACAGCCUGCAGAAGCUACGCCUGGUGCGCUGGCUGCUCAAGAAAGUCUUCCAGCGCUGGCGGGCCACCCCAGCCACCGCAGCGGGCUUUGAGGACGAAGCUAAGACCAGCGCCCGGGAUGCAGCCCUGGCCUAUCACCGGCUGCACCAGCUGCACAUCACAGGGAAGCUUCCUGCAGGAUCCGCCUGUUCUGACGUGCACAUGGCUUUGUGUGCUGUGAACCUGGCUGAAUGUGCAGAGGAGAAAAUCCCGCCGAGCACGCUGGUUGAGAUCCACCUGACUGCUGCCAUGGGGCUGAAGACCUGGUGUGGGGGCAAGCUGGGCUUCCUGGCUAGCUACUUCCUCAGUCGAGCCCAGAGCCUGUGUGGCGCCGAACGCAGUGCUGUCCCUGACUCCCUGCGCUGGCUCUGCCACCCCCUGGGCCAGAAGUUUUUCAUGGAGCGGAGCUGGUCAGUGAAGUCGGCCGCCAAGGAGAGUCUGUACUGUGCCCAGAGGAACCCAGCUGACCCCAUUGCCCAGGUCCACCAGGCCUUCUGCAAAAACCUGCUGGAGCGAGCUGUGGAGUCCUUGGUGAAACCCCAGGCCAAGAGGAAGGCUGGAGACCCAGAAGAAGACAGCUGUGAAUUCUCCAGGGCUCUGGAGUACCUGAAAUUACUUCAUUCUUUUGUGGACUCUGUGGGGAUCGUGACCCCCCCGCUCUCCAGCAGCUCCGUGCUCAAGUCAGCCCUUGGUCCAGAUGUCAUCUGUCGCUGGUGGACGUCUGCAAUCACCGUGGCCAUCAGCUGGCUUCAGGGAGACGACGCAGCUGUGCGCUCUCAUUUUACCAAAGUAGAGCGUGUCCCCAAGGCCCUGGAAGUGACUGAGAGCCCCCUGGUGAAGGCUGUGCUCCACACCUGCAGAGCCAUGCACGCCUCACUCUCUGGGAAGCCAGAUGGGCAGCAGAGCGCCUUCUGCCAUUGCGAGAGAGCCAGCAGCCACCUGUGGAGCAGCCUCAACGUCAGCGGGGCCACCUCUGACCCCACCCUUAACCACGUGGUCCAGCUGCUCACCUGUGACCUGCUGUUGUCGCUGCGGACAGCACUCUGGCAAAAGCAGGCGGGCGCCAGCCAGGCCCUGGGCGAGACCUACCACGCGUCAGGCGCUGAGCUAGCUGGCUUCCAGCGGGACCUGGGCAGCCUCCGCAGGCUGGCGCACAGCUUCCGCCCCGCGUACCGAAAGGUGUUCCUCCACGAAGCCACCGUGCGCCUAAUGGCGGGAGCCAGCCCCACCCGCACCCACCAGCUGCUGGAGCACAGUCUGCGGAGGCGCACGGCUCAGAGCGCCAAGCACGGAGAGCUGGAUGCCUGGCCUGGCCAGCGAGAGCGGGCCACCGCCAUCCUGCUGGCCUGCCGCCACCUUCCCCUCUCUUUCCUCUCCUCCCCGGGCCAGCGGGCUGUGCUGCUGGCCGAGGCCGCCCGCACCCUGGAGAAGGUGGGUGACCGGCGCUCCUGCAACGACUGCCAGCAGAUGAUUGUCAAGCUGGGUGGCGGCACCGCCAUUGCUGCCUCCUGACCACCGGGCUCAGCCCACUGCCCUCCACCUCUGUGUGUCGCUCUCCCCCACGAUCCUCCCCCAAGAGCUGUGGGGACAAAGCCUUGUCUUCUGAGCUGUCACCUGCCAAGGCUUUUGGACCACUUCAGGCCAGCAGGCCCCUGGGCGGAGGCCCUUAGAGCUGCUAUCACUAGAUGCCCGUGGUCCAGGGCCUGGUGGGCCUGAGAGCAAAGACAGCAGGGCAGGAAUUCGGGUCCCCUCACUGGAGAGACAGCCUCUGCCUCCAGCCCUCCUGAGUUUCUCUCUCCCUGAACAUCUCUCGCCUUUUUGCUUCCUCAUUUUUUAUCUGGCUUUCUCUCUGGGACGUGGGGCUCUGAGCACUAGAGAGCGAUUUGCCCUCAGGACUGUGCCUGCUGUGCCCUCCCCCCUUUUUAUACGAAUGUUUUUAUACAUCCCCGCGUCUGCGUCCCUCCCCACGCCUCGCUAAGCCAGUCGUUCUCUCUCAGUUACACGGGAUGGCCAGGGAAGGAGGGGAGCCCGGCCCAGGGAGGUGGGUGGGUGGGAGGCAGGGGACAGGCCUGGGGACAGAUGAAAUAAUGUCGGCAUUAUUUUUUAAUUUUUUAAAAAUAAAUGGUAUCUUAUUUAAUUGUCCUGUUCCUUCCCACUCCCCUACCUCCUAGGCGGCCAGCCCCAGCUCAGGGUAGGCCAGGGGCAGGGAGAGAUGAAGCCACCCCUUGGGACUGGGGCCCGGGGCCUUCCACGUGGUUUCUUGGUUCCCUCCUACCUCUCCCCCAGCUCUUACCUCUGUGGUAUAGACUGUCUCCGACUUACCAUGGUUCAACUUACAAUUUUAAGACUUUAUGAUGGGUUGGUUUAUCGGGGUAUUAAAUGCAUUUUCGACUUAUGAUAUUUUCCAUUUAUGAUGGGUUUGUCAGGAUGUAACAUUGUAAUUCAAGGAGCACUUGUAUAUUUUUAUCCUUAACCCUUUACCUGAAAACAAGCCAGGGUGGCAGAGACCAGCCCUCAACCCUCCCCAGCAACAUGCCCUUGUCAUAGUGGGCACUGGGAAGGAGGUCCCUAUCUUGAUGGGGGUCCUAGGAGAAAAAGUGGUCCCACUUUUUUGGAUCCCCUGGCAUGGUGCCUACCCAAGGCUGUUUCUCCCCAGGGCUCCUGAGACUGAGACCCUGUGCUUCUCAUCUCGGGCUGGUUGGAGCAGAGGGGGCCAGGGCCCCAGUGCAGACGGGGGUGCACACAGCAGAGAACCCCCCCCCAUGCAGAGUGCAGGCUGGGAUGGGUUGGCCUCGCCCUGGGCCUGCCCUGGGGUGUGCUCGGACCCCACCUGCUUCCUUUCUCCUGCCCCUGCCCCCACUCACUGUAAUUUAUGGACCCUGCCCAGCCCACGUGUCUUGUGUAUAUACUGUGCCUUUUCUUGUUAUUGUUGAGGGUGGGAAGGGGUGGUUUUCACUGAAAAGGGGGAUACACCUAUGGCUUCCUUGAUGUUGAAUCAUUCACCGUGUCCCAGGACAUAGGUUCUUCAAUAAACACAGAUUGGUACCACCCA
This is a messenger RNA of Microcebus murinus (gray mouse lemur), 5114 nucleotides long. It is a transcript of the gene SREBF2, whose product is annotated as sterol regulatory element binding transcription factor 2. Gene Ontology annotation, biological process: positive regulation of transcription by RNA polymerase II; positive regulation of cholesterol storage. The record is from RefSeq and is a predicted model, not a curated record. Gene Ontology annotation, molecular function: protein dimerization activity; RNA polymerase II cis-regulatory region sequence-specific DNA binding; DNA-binding transcription factor activity, RNA polymerase II-specific. Gene Ontology annotation, cellular component: nucleus. NCBI's taxonomy places the organism in Eukaryota, Metazoa, Chordata, Mammalia, Primates, Cheirogaleidae.